AUGGACCCGAACUGCAGACCCUGCCUAGGAUGGAAACCGCUUCCAGACAGUGGGGUGGCAGCUUCCCCCUGCCCCCCUAGUGCCAGCAGCUGUAUUCCCCAUGCAGAUAUAUCUCUGCUUGGCAUCUUCCCGCGGAAGCACCAUCCUGUGCUGUUGCCACCCCGCAGUGCUCGGCUGAUGGCUGAGGAUGGCGGGGCCGUGGGCCUUGCCAAUGGGGAGGCCGGGAGCCCCUCCGACACCGUCCAGGAGACCAGCUGGCCCGAGGACGAUGAGGUCUUUAUGACGGAGCGGCUGAGCCCCACCGUCAUGGCCACGUUCAGACCCGGCAACGUGGAGGAGCUCUACGAGCUGCUGGAGAAGCUAGGCAGCGGGCACUUUGGGGUGGUGAAGCGCUGCCGGAAGCGGAGCUCGGGGACUUUCUACGCCGCCAAGUUCGUGAAGAUGCGUAAGUGCAAGGGGAGCCGGCUGGGGCUGGACCGCGAGCAGGUGGAGCGGGAGGUCAGCAUCCUGCAGCAGCUGGAGCACCCCAACAUCCUGCGCUUGCACGACCUCUUCGCCAGCAAGGCCGAGAUGGUGCUGAUCCUGGAGCUGAUCCGCGGUGGGGAGCUCUUUGACUUCAUUGCCGAGAAGGAGACGCUGACAGAGGCGGAGGCCAUCGAGUUCCUGCAGCAGCUCCUGCAGGGCGUUGCCUACAUGCACGGGCGGCACGUCGCCCACUUCGACCUCAAGCCAGAGAAUAUCAUGCUGCUGGAGAAAGAUGUCCCCAACCCGAAAAUCAAGAUUAUCGAUUUUGGUCUGGCCCAAAAGCUGGAAGAUGGAGUAACCUUCAAAAGCCUUUGCGGGACUCCGCAGUACAUAGCUCCCGAAGUGAUUAACUACGAGCCCCUGAGCUCGGCGACAGACAUGUGGAGCAUCGGCGUUAUUACCUAUAUCUUGCUGAGCGGGAUGUCCCCGUUCCAGGGCGAGACGGAUGCCGAGACCCUCUCCAACGUCGUCGCUGGCAACUAUGAGUUCGAGGAAAAAUUCUUCAGCGAGACCACCGAUAUGGCCAAGGACUUCAUCCGGCAGCUGCUGGUGAAGGAGCCCGGGAGUCGCAUGAGCGCGGCCGAGAGCCUCGUCCACCCGUGGAUCAAGCCCCUGAGCCGGAAACAGGCCACCAACCGUAGCCGCUCCUCCAUCAACAUGAAGAACUUCCGCAAGUUCAACGCCCGCAGGAAAUGGAAGCUCUCCUACAACAUGGUGUCUGCCUGCAACCGGCUCUGCCGCCUGAAGCUCUUGUGUGGCCAGAGGAAGGAGGAUGAGACUCUGCGCGGCUGCGAGAGCGACCAGGAGGACGAGACCACCCACCCGGUGACGCUGCUGCGCCGGCGGAGAAGCAGCUGCUCUUGA
This is a messenger RNA of Emys orbicularis (European pond turtle), 1389 nucleotides long. RefSeq names its product death-associated protein kinase 2-like. Lineage: Eukaryota; Metazoa; Chordata; Testudines; Emydidae. Gene Ontology annotation, molecular function: ATP binding; protein serine/threonine kinase activity. Bases 1 to 1389 code for a protein of 462 amino acids. Gene Ontology annotation, biological process: protein phosphorylation; intracellular signal transduction; positive regulation of apoptotic process. The transcript is spliced from 14 exons. The record is from RefSeq and is a predicted model, not a curated record. Gene Ontology annotation, cellular component: nucleus; cytoplasm.